Molecule: messenger RNA, 2521 nt
Organism: Oncorhynchus kisutch (coho salmon)
Lineage: Eukaryota; Metazoa; Chordata; Actinopteri; Salmoniformes; Salmonidae
Product: leukotriene B4 receptor 2
Exons: 6
Coding region: 483-1718 (411 amino acids)
Biological process (GO): complement receptor mediated signaling pathway; inflammatory response; phospholipase C-activating G protein-coupled receptor signaling pathway
Cellular component (GO): plasma membrane
Molecular function (GO): leukotriene receptor activity; complement receptor activity
Source: RefSeq, a predicted model, not a curated record
CAAAACGUGCACCCAUGGGUGGGGGCUUGGGAAACCCUGGCCUAAGCUAUACAUGUUCGACUUGCAAUUUGAACCCCCACAGUGUCUGAAUGGAUUAUGGGACUGCAUCCUCUUCAAUGCAAACACGUCCUCUGUAUCUUUACCACUUAAAGUCCUACGCUCACAGCCUCUCAUACACCUAAGCUUGUUUCAUACUCUAUCAGACCUGCCUUCAAACAUGAUUUGAAAUCUUUCAAAUACUUUGAGUGUUUGGUCUACCAUGCCUGGAGUGUCAGAUGGGUGGGAUUUGCAGUUUUAAGACUGUUCCAUUGGGUUAUUAAGCCAGGCAUGCUCAAUCAAGCACAGAUAAAGUAUUGGAACCCAGGUCUGUAUCCUAUACAACCACAAACUAUUCAACAUUGCUGCUGAUACAAGUUAGUGACACCUCUACCUCAGUGUUUUCAUUGAACCUUUAACCUUUCUGUCCCUUGCAGAUCAUUGCCAUGGCCCACAACCAAACCAUCCCCCAAAUCAUCCCUCCAUCCCUCACAAAACCCCCCUUGUCCCUUUCUCCGUUCUCCUCCACUACGCCCCCCUCCCUGUUCCUUUCAGCCUCCAACCACGUCCUUAACACCACCAUGUCUGUUUUCGCGGCGAACCAAAGCAUUGUGGGUAAUACCACCUCCACAACCGUAGGGGCACUCAUCCUGGGUCUGGUGUUUCUCCUUGGCGUCCCCGGCAAUCUCUUCAUCAUCUGGAGUAUCCUGGCACGCGCCCGCCGUCGCUCUGUCACCACCCUCCUCAUCCUCAAUCUGGCAGUGGCCGAUGGCUCGCUCAUGGCGCUCACGCCGUUCUUCAUCGUGUACCUUGUGAAGAAGACAUGGAUUUUUGGCGAUAUCAUGUGCAAGAUACUCUUCUACCUGUGCCUGGCCAACAUGUACGCCUCCAUCCAACUGAUCAUGCUGAUGAGCCUGCACAGGCUGGUGGCCGUGGUGUGGCCGCGGCGUGUUGCUGCCCUCGCUGGCCGGAAGGCAGUACUGCGGGGGGUGCUGGUACUGUGGAUCCUGGUGCUGGUCUCAUCCAUCCCCGCGUUGCUGUUCAGGCACAAACUGACGGCCACGUACCCCAACGGGAGGAGCCGUAUGGUGUGUGAGUCAUUUCACAAGCAGCAGAGUCAAGUGGUGCUCCAGUACACGUUGGAGACGGUGCUGGGAUUUGUAGUUCCUUACGGCUUGAUUGUAGGCAGCUACAUCUGCAUCCUGCGGAGGAUCAGACAAACCAGGUUCAGGAGGAGGAUCCACAGUGAGAAACUCAUCCUAACCAUCGUGGUCACCUUCGGAAUCUUCUGGUUGCCCUACCAUGUCAUCAACAUUGUGCAGGUUGCCGCAGCACUUUCUCCUCAAGAUUCAGCUAUAAAAGCAAGACUGGACCCUAUCUGGCAGUCCUGCCGUGCGGUCACAUCAGCCCUGGCAUUCAUCAGCAGCUGUGCCAACCCGGUCCUCUACACCUUCGCCGGCAAGUCCUAUAUCCGGCGGGAAGGCUUUGCCUUCAUGGCCCGUCUGUUCGAAGGCACUGCGCUGGACUCUGGGACCAGGAAGAACCGACAGAACAGCCAGAACAGUCGAGAGAGAGACAGGGAUGCAGAGGGGCUGAAAGAAAAGGAAGGAGAGCUAGAAUCCACGACCAGCGCCAAUGUUGUGAGCCCCAUCUGUGUGAAACCUGUGAAAAAUGUCAAAUAGUGACCCUCUGGGCUGGUAGUUGGACGCUAUGGUGGCAGAACCUAUUUUGAUGGGAAAACAAAGACUGGUUUCCUGCAGUUCGCUCGACGGCCACUAGAUUUAAGUGUUUCCUAAUGACUGACUUACUGACUGAACCAUAUCUCUGUUGUUAGAGGUGCUGCUUCAAGCUCAGCAGGUGAGGGGGGUGAAUUUUAUAAGUGAUCUUACCGGGAUGUCUUGUCUGUCUGACUGCCUCUCUUUCUAUAUGUGUGUGUGUGUGUGUGUGUGUGUGUGUGUGUGUGUGUGUGUGUGUGUGGUGUGUGUGUGUGUGUGUGUGUGUGUGUGUGUGUGUGUGUGUGUGUGUGUGUGUGUGUGUGUGUGUGUGUGUGUGUGUGUGUGUGUGUGUGUGUGUGUGUGUGUGUGUGUGUGUGUGUGUGUGUGUGUGUGUGUGUGUGUGUGUGUGUGUGUGUGUGUGUGUGUGUGUGUGUGUGUGUGUGCGUGCGUGCGUGCGUGCGUGCGUGCGUGCGUGCGUGUGUGUGUGUGUGUGUGUGUGUGUGUGUGUGUGUGUGGUGUACUGCUGUAAGUACAGUAAACAGAGCACUGUAAUAUUUCCCUACUUCUUUUUGCUUCAUAUAUUUUCUCAAAAGCAUUAAGACAUGUUGCCAUGUUGGGCCAGAUCAAGAAAAUAAAACACAAUUUUCUCAGAUUAGAUUUGGCUGCCAUCCAUUGAUUAGGAAACGCUUAAAGGGAGAAGAAGACAACUCACAGAAGAGUCAUGACUGGCUGGCAGGCAAUAGCAUGCAGGUCCUUCACAGUCUGUCCAG